UGACCACAUUGGCGAAUUUGAGGAACGACGUCGAGAUACGUGGCCGGCACAUCCAUACACCUGCCGACCACCAAGCUCGCCGCAGACUUUGAACAAAACGGGGAACGCGCCGCAUCCUGUACAGCGAAGUUCCCGACCCGAACCGGCGGCGAACUACCAAUCUAAGGCGGCUGACGUGCGAUCCGUGGAGCGAAACCCCUUUUGCGAGCCGAGUCGGUCCCUCGCCUCGUUCUCCCCGCCAAAGCUCCCGAAGCUCGACGGCUGCUGCACCGACAUUCGUUUUUGAAGUCGCCGGUUGCAUCAUUGAUCACCAUGAGGUUGGACGUGAAGCGACAGCUCUUUGCCCGCUCUGAGCGGGUGAAAGGCAUCGACUUCCAUCCUACCGAGCCGUGGAUCCUGACCACCCUCUACAGCGGCCAUGUUUACAUCUGGUCAUACGAGACCCAGCAAGUCGUCAAGACCUUCGAGCUCACCGAUGUCCCUGUUCGGGCCGGCCGUUUCAUUGCGAGGAAGAACUGGAUUGUUUGCGGGUCGGAUGAUUUCCAAAUCCGCGUUUACAACUACAACACGAGCGAGAAGAUCACCUCCUUCGAGGCGCACCCCGACUACAUCCGGGCGAUCGCUGUCCACCCGACACAGCCCUUUGUCCUCACGGCUAGUGAUGACAUGACCAUCAAGCUCUGGGAUUGGGAGAAGGGGUGGAAGAAUGUUCGAGUAUUCGAGGGCAAUUCCCACUACGUGAUGUCCCUGGCCAUCAACCCCAAGGAUACGAACACCUUCGCCUCUGCCUGCUUGGACAGGACAGUGAAGAUCUGGAGCUUGGGAUCAUCUACCCCUAAUUUCCAGUUGGAGGCACAUGAAACCAAGGGCGUCAACCACGUUGACUACUAUCCCCACAGCGACAAGCCGUACCUGCUCACCACCUCCGACGACCGCACUGUAAAAGUGUGGGACUACACAACCAAGAGCCUGAUCGCCACGCUAGAAGGCCACACCAACAAUGUGUCUUUUGCGUGCUACCACCCAGAGUUGCCCAUCAUCAUCUCAGGUUCCGAAGACGGGACCGUAAGGAUAUGGAACGCCAACACCUACCGCUUUGAGCAGUCCCUUAACUACGGGCUGGAGAGAGCGUGGUGCGUGGCGUACCAGAAGGGCAAGCAGGGUAUUGCGGUGGGCUUUGAUGAUGGCUCGGUCGUGAUCAAGCUGGGUCGUGAGGAGCCUGCAGUUUCGAUGGACGGCUCCGGGAAGAUCAUCUGGGCCCGGCACAACGAGGUCGUGUCUGCCGUGAUCAAGGGCGGCGAGGCGACCAAGGACAACGAGCCAAUCACUCUCGCCACCAAGGAGCUGGGGACAGCCGAGGUGUAUCCGCAGACGCUCAUCCACUCUCCCAACGGACGGUUUGCCGCAAUCUGCGGCGACGGCGAGUACAUCAUCUACACGGCGCUUGCUUGGCGCAACAAGGCGUUCGGCCAGGCGCUGGAUUUCGUCUGGGCGUCCAAGGACAACUCGAACGACUUCGCCAUUCGCGAGUCAGCCACCAGCAUCAAGGUCUUCAAGAACUUCCAAGAGAAGAAGGGCGGCCUCGAUGUCCCGUUCGCAGCUGAUGGGCUCACUGGUGGUGUGCUUCUCGGCGUCAAGGGCCAGGGCGGCAUCUCGUUCUAUGACUGGGCGACGGGUGGCCUCGUGCGCCGCAUCGAGGUGGAGCCCAAGCAGGUGUACUGGAGCGAGAGCGGCGAGCUCGUGGCGCUGGCGUGCGAGGACACCUGCUACAUCUUGAGGUUCUCGAGGGACAACUACAACCAGGCGGUUCAGUCUGGCCUGGUCGAAGAGGAUGGUGUCGAGGCCGCCUUCGAGGUAAUGACGGAUAUAAACGAGAGCGUUCGGUCGGCCGAAUGGCUCGGCGACGUGUUGAUCUACACCAACGGGACCAACCGGCUGAACUACCUGGUCGGCGACCAGACCUACACGGUCGCGCACUUCGACAAGCCCAUGUACAUCCUGGGCUAUCUCCAGCGCGACAGCCGCGUGUACCUGACUGACAAGGACCUCUCAGUCACGUCGUAUGCUCUUUCGCUGCCGGUUCUCGAGUACCAGACGUUGGUUCUCCGAGGGGACAUGGAGACAGCCGCCGAGCUGCUUCCCAGCAUCCCGCAGGACCAGCUCAACAAGAUCGCGAGAUUCCUCGAGGGCCAGGGUCACAAGGAGCUUGCGCUCGAAGUCGCGACCGACCCGGAGCACAAGUUCGAUCUCGCCCUGUCGCUGAACCAGCUCGACAUCGCCCUCGAACUGGCCAAGCAAGCCGACUCGGACCACAAGUGGAAGACGCUGGGCGACGCCGGCCUCGCCGCCUGGGACGUGCCGCUCGCAACCGAGUGCUUCCAGCACGCGCGGGAUCUGGGCUCCCUGCUGCUGGUCUACACGUCCACGUCCGACCGCGACGGCCUCGCCAAGCUGGCCGAGCAGGCGUCCGACGCGGGCGCGCACAACGUUGCGUUCAGCUGCAAGUGGUCGCUCGGCGACGUCCCUGGCUGCGUCGACAUCCUGGUCAAGACGGGCCGGCUGGCCGAGGCGGUGCUGUUCUCGCAGACAUACCAGCCGAGCUUGACCGCGGGGCUGGUGGCGCAGUGGAAGGAGAGCCUGGAGAAGAACAAGAAGGGCCGCGUCGCGAAGGCGCUGGGCGUUCCCGGGGAGGAUGAGGAGUUGUUCCCCGAGUGGGAAGAGUGGUUGCGGCUGGAGAAGGAGGGCCCUGUGGCAAGUGAGGAGGCUAAUGGUGCGGUUGAGGCAGAGGAGGUGGCUGGAGAAGCGUAGGAGGAGGGAAGAGACGGGGGAGGCCACCGAGGAGGACGUCGAAUAGGGAAUGAAUGCCUUGCUGUAUUCCGUAGACUCUCACGAAUGGGGGAGACCGCUUAGUAGGUGUGGUGUAUUGGCGCCUGGGCGGUUGUGUCUUUAGGAGAGAGGAGGACUGCGAGAAAAGAUGUGUUUCAUUGGGAGCUAUUGACAAUAUUUUUGCGCAUCAUUGGCAUGCGGCCUGUUCAUGUUGUCUUCAGAAGCCGAGACCGUGGAGGACGGAAGAGCUUGUGCCAUGGAUAUCAGCUCCCAUGGGAUAGUCGCGCUGCGCUGUUGCUUACGGUUCGCCUAAUUCGCCAAUCACGGCCUUCGCAACAAACGGCUACC
Molecule: messenger RNA, 3174 nt
Organism: Thermothielavioides terrestris NRRL 8126
Lineage: Eukaryota; Fungi; Ascomycota; Sordariomycetes; Sordariales; Chaetomiaceae
Exons: 10
Coding region: 313-2808 (831 amino acids)
Biological process (GO): retrograde vesicle-mediated transport, Golgi to endoplasmic reticulum; intracellular protein transport; intra-Golgi vesicle-mediated transport
Cellular component (GO): COPI vesicle coat
Molecular function (GO): protein binding; structural molecule activity
Source: RefSeq, a predicted model, not a curated record